Molecule: messenger RNA, 5027 nt
Organism: Callithrix jacchus (white-tufted-ear marmoset)
Lineage: Eukaryota; Metazoa; Chordata; Mammalia; Primates; Cebidae
Source: RefSeq, a predicted model, not a curated record
AAUCACAACAGCGCUGCGACUGCUAGUUUGCUAGGCAGCAUCUUUUGGACCAGCAAGCGAUAUGCAUUUCACCUCCAAUUUGUUUCCAAGUUGAAAACCUUUGGGUCUUUCCAUGCAAACGGAUUGAAGAAACAAAAGAUUGUCUUAGGAUUGCCUUUAUUCAGAAAACGUCAUAUAAUCAAAGUUUCUACUGGCUUUAAAUUAAAAUGGAAAAAUAUGAGAACCUGGGAUUGGUUGGAGAAGGGAGUUAUGGAAUGGUGAUGAAGUGCAGGAAUAAAGAUACUGGAAGAAUUGUGGCCAUCAAGAAGUUCUUAGAAAGUGACGAUGACAAAAUGGUUAAGAAGAUUGCAAUGCGAGAAAUCAAGUUACUAAAGCAAUUGAGGCAUGAAAAUUUGGUGAAUCUCUUGGAAGUGUAUAAGAAGAAAAAACGAUGGUACCUAAUUUUUGAAUUUGUUGACCACACAAUUCUUGAUGACUUAGAGCUCUUUCCAAAUGGACUAGACUACCAAGUAGUUCAAAAGUAUUUGUUUCAGAUUAUUAAUGGAAUUGGAUUUUGUCACAGUCACAAUAUCAUACACAGAGAUAUAAAGCCAGAGAAUAUAUUAGUCUCCCAGUCUGGCAUUGUCAAGCUAUGUGAUUUUGGAUUUGCACGUACAUUGGAAGCUCCUGGGGAGGCUUAUACUGAUUAUGUGGCAACACGGUGGUACAGAGCUCCAGAACUAUUGGUUGGUGACGUCAAGUAUGGCAAACGGAGUUUCGCUGUUGUUAGCCAGACUGGAGUGCAAUGGCGCGAUCGCAGCUCACCACAACCUCCGCCUUCUGGGUUCAAGCAAUUCUCCUGCCUCAGCCUCCCGAGUAGUUGGAAUUACAGGGCUGUUGAUGUGUGGGCCAUUGGUUGUCUGGUAACUGAAAUGUUCAUGGGGGAACCCCUAUUUCCUGGAGAUUCUGAUAUUGAUCAGCUAUAUCAUAUUAUGAUGUGUUUAGGUAAUCUAAUUCUAAGACAUCAGGAGCUUUUUUAUAAAAAUCCUGUAUUUGCUGGAGUAAGGUUGCCUGAAAUCAAGGAAAGAGUACCUCUUGAAAGACGUUAUCCUAAGCUCUCUGAAGUGGUGAUAGAUUUAGCAAAGAAAUGCUUACAUAUUGACCCUGACAAAAGACCCUUCUGUGCUGAGCUCUUAUACCAUGAUUUCUUUCAAAUGGAUGGAUUUGCUGAGAGGUUUUCUCAAGAACUACAAUUAAAAGUACAGAAAGAUGCCAGAAAUAUUUCUUUAUCUAAAAAAUCCCGAAACAGAAAGAAGGAAAAAGAAAAAGAUGAUUCUUUAGGUGAAGAAAGAAAAACACUUCUGGUACAGGAUACCAAUGCUGAUUCCAAAAUUAAGGAUUGUAAACUAUUUCAAAUAAAAGGGUCAAAAACUGAUGGAGAAAAAGCUGAAAAAGGCAACAGAGCUUCAAAAGCCAGCUGUCUCCAUGACAAUAGGAAAAGCCAUGUCAAAAUAGUGCCUUCAACAAGCCUCAAAGAUUGCAGCAAUGUCAGUGUGGACCACACAAGGAAUCCAGGUGUGGCAAUUCCCCCAAUUACGCACAAUCUUUCUGCAGUUGCUCCCGGUAUUAAUUCUUCAAUGGGGACUGCGACUAUACCAAUUCAGAGUUACAGAAUGGAUGACAAAACUAAGAAGUGUUCUAUUCCAUUUGUUAAACUGAACAGACAUUCCCCAUCAGGCAUUUAUAAUAUUAAUGUGACCACAUUAGUCUCUAGUGAAAAGAGUCUCCUUCAGGCAAGUAAGAACAGAAGGGAAUACUCCAGGACAGAUGUCCAUUUGCCUGAACUAAACUCUAAUCAUCUCCCUGAACUAAGAACCUUGGAAGGCAUAGCUCGAAAUUCCAGGCUAACAAAGAAAGAGAACAAAAUUCUUUCGGCAUCUCGAAUUCCUUCUCUGGCCGCUAUUGACCUGCACACUCCCAGUAUUACAUUACAUCAGGUAUCAGGACUUCCCCUGUCAGAUGAUUCAGAGGCUGAUUUGCCUUAAAUGGAGCACCAGCACUGAGAAUCAUUUUGGUUCUGAACUGGAUGCUGCUCUUGCACUUGAGAUGACAUCUUGCAGCAAGAGUGCUGAUAUCCUAAGAGGAGAGAUUCAUGGUUUUGAUCAUUUCCUUCUGAACUGCCUGGAUUUUCUGAGAAAGGCCUUCUAGAAGAAGUAAAGACAAAAACUUCCAAAUGUUUCAAAGGAAGAUUGAACAAGUGCCCCUCCCCAACUGUUAUUCCAUCAUCUUUCACAUCCACUGAUGCUAUAUCAAGAUAUAUCCAGUGGAAGAAUAGUGAUAUGGUUCUUGUUACAUGAAUGUGUAUUUACUGUUAGGAGAUUGUUUAAGUCACCCAUGAUUAAAAGUGUGUAAAAAAGGAGAACAGAGAGAAAUGUUAUAAAAAGGCCAUGUUACUCAUGCAUUGAACUUUGUGUGUUUUCUGUAUAAAUGUGUAUAUUUAUUUAGGAGAGAGUUUGGUGGGGGUAGGGGAUAAAAAUUACAAUCAGUUGGGCCGGGCGCGGUGGCUCACGCCUGUAAUCCCAGCACUUUGGGAGGCCGAGGCGGAUGGAUCACGAGGUCAAGAGAUCGAGACCAUCUUGGUCAACAUGGUGAAACCCCGUCUCUACUAAAAAAAUACAAAAAUUACCUGGGCAUGGUGGCGCGUGCCUGUAAUCCCAGCUACUCGGGAGGCUGAGGCAGGAGAAUUGCCUGAACCCAGGAGGCGGAGGUUGCGGUGAGCCGAGAUCGCGCCAUUGCACUCCAGCCUGGGUAACAAGAGCAAAACUCCGUCUCAAAAAAAAAAAAAAAAAUUACAAUCAGUUGAAGAAAAUUGAAGAAACUAGGAUCAGUAAGAGAAACUGUUUGCUUUAACCGAAUUUAACUAUGAAAACACACUGAAAAAUCUUACUUGCUUCUAGAUAUUAAGGGAAUAUGUAACUUCUGUCUGUGGGUAGAUGUGUGUCUUUGGUUUCAGUAAUUAUUGUUGAUGUUCUAUCAUUAUAUUAUAAGACUCUGGCCACUAUGCAGUUCUUCUAAGAACCACACUAAUGCAAGCCUGACAGAGAAACCUUCUCUUUUGAAUGACUUACUGUAACUCUGGCAUUGAUAGUUCUCUGUAUUGUAAGAUUCUGGUGCUGAUGUUCCAUACAGAAUUGAUCAGGACUGAUUUACUCUUCUGUGGACCAAUUGCUAUUGAACUGCCCAGCUGAAGAGGCUCUGGGGAGGGAAUGUUCAUUAUUAUUUUGUCCCCUGGUAGUUUAAGGGUGAUACAAGAAUCCAGAGAAGUUCCUGUCUCCUUGUGACCUCAAACACUAAGCCCUUCUCAAAAGCUUUUCACCAUGGUGCAAAAUCAUUUACCUGCAUUCCACACAUCUUUUCUAAGGUAUGAAUCCAAAACUUUUUAGGUGGGAGAAAUAAACCAAGUUGGGUACAGGUUCUUGAUUUCUGGGUUUCUAGCCAUGCUCUGCAUUUAUUAUUUUAGAGAAUGGUUGUUUAGGGAACCAGAAUUUGUGUGAGUUUUUCACCUUAACCAAUUAAUAGUGUGUUGCUUUUUUCCCCAAAAGCCAUUAACUAGAACUUAGCCGAAGAGUUUAAAUAGACCUUUUCUUUAUUACUCUGAGGAACUUAGUAUUGAAAUUCUGACUUUGGGUAUUUAAGCCUCAAAACAGUAGGACAUUCAAGAGGAGGCAAAUAAGGGGUUUCAAUGUACAAGAGUAUAGGUGGUGGUUAUAUUAAAAUUGGUCUUGAUUUAAAAGCUCUCUUUUAAUCUGUGACCAGGCGUUUGACUGCAUUAGUAUGGUUAACAUGCUGAAAAAACUAGGGUAUCAGCAUUAAUAGCCUUCACAUUAAAACGUUACUAUUUUAUUUUUACUUUAAAAAAAACUGCCAAUAGAUUCUGCAGCAUGGCAAGCAGGUAAUACUUCAAGCCAAAUGGCGCUUCAGCUUAUUUCAAUACUAUUUUUCUGUGAAGAUCAGUGUGAAAAGAUCUGCUCAAUGUUUGAGGUCCUAGGAUCAAUUACCUUCCAGUUUUUAUGCUAGCUUUUGAUAUCUUUUGCCUAUUAAAACACCUUUGAACUUUAGAAUUAAGGAAGUAAAAAUUAUUUACUAUAAGUCAAAGUUACGACUUGAGGAUUGUAACUAAUUACAACCGUGGCAGAAGUACAAGAAAAAGAAGAUUCUGCAAAUUGAUUUCAGUGAUUCUUGUUGAUGUAAUCAUAAUCAUCAGCAAUAAUAGAUAUUGAACCAAUGAUCCUUUUUAUAAGUUUAAGGUUAUUUAGUGUCUCUUUGCAAGGAUCUGACUUAGUCACACACGCAUAGGGAAUAUGUGUAUGUACUGGUGGGAGCAGUGGGCUUGCUGUGUGUAUGUAUGUUUUAAAAAUAAUAAAUAUUAUCUUACUGAGUGCCAUAAAUGGUUUUAAUUUAGAUUUAUUUAAUUAAAGGUACUAUAAAUAAUAUAUUCACCACUGUAUGGUAUUUAGCAAAUAAGUUUGAAAUCUGUUAAUCCUUCUUCCGGAAAACUUAGGAGGUAGCGGUGGCAAGCUAAUUUUCUUGUAUAGCUGGUGAUAUAGGCAGCAUGAUCAUAAAAUAACAUGUCUUGUAAAGACUAACUAGUAAAAGUUGUGACAGAACCUGGUUUUCCUGACUUAGAAUCCCUUGCUUGCUUAGAAUAUCUGACUUCGCAUUGAAAUGGAACAUAGAAAAUGUGUUUUCUUAUGUGACUCUCAUUAUUGGUUUCUUUGUCUUAGCUGUGCUGCAGUGUGAGGCUGGACCUGUAAUACACUAUAUAUCGGAGUAGGCUGAAAAAUAUGAUUGAUUUGUUUUCUAAGCCCUCCUCUCUAUAACUGAACCAUGGGCAGGGAAUUAAUGAAGCAACAGAGCACUGCUCCUAAGGCUUUAGGCUAGUCUUAGUAAAUUGGACUAAAUGGAUUUUUCUCUGUUGUUUUGCAUUGUUUUUGCAUUAGAAGCAGGUGCUUAACACUCCUCUAUAUGAAUAAAAAAUUAUGUUCUCA